Molecule: messenger RNA, 3967 nt
Organism: Oryzias melastigma (Indian medaka)
Lineage: Eukaryota; Metazoa; Chordata; Actinopteri; Beloniformes; Adrianichthyidae
Product: solute carrier family 17 member 9
Exons: 11
Coding region: 2162-3454 (430 amino acids)
Biological process (GO): transmembrane transport
Cellular component (GO): membrane
Molecular function (GO): transmembrane transporter activity
Source: RefSeq, a predicted model, not a curated record
CUUUCAAAAUAAAACAUCCGGUGUCAGAUAAGAUCCGCCUGCUGCAGCAGAUUUACUUUAAUUACAAAUGCAAGAAAGUCAAACAUGACGUACUAUAUCAUAAUGACUUUUUUGUGCCCUCACUUUUUUUUUUUAUACUUUCACUAUCGAAUAUAAACAUGGCAACAUUCGGCGUUGGUGAUUUAAUCUUUUGUGUAGUAGGCAAUUACACAAAGAAUUGAGAAAACGACAAGAUAUAAAGAGAUGCCCAAAAACUGAAGUUAAAAAAUGUGGAAAAAUAUGGACAAUCAGUUAAUCUUAAUGUUCCUGUGACCACGGUGCUCAAAAUCAUCAGGAUUUCAUCAGUUAAACACUCUUGAAGUUCAUAGAUGUAAUGGGGAUUCUUGGCUCUUUUUUUUUUUUUUUUUUUUUUAUGCCUCGAAUUUGUGAAUGAUAUCAUGAAAUCAGAUGAUCAUCAAGGAUUUUUGGGGGGGGAUUGCAGAGGUCAGUCCCAGCUGCAUCUUCAUGUGAGGUCAAUGAUCUGUGACACACUUCAAACGGGUCUCAGAAACAAAGCACUGCGUUCUGAAAUCACUACGGAUUUUUAUCCCAUUGAACAGCAGUGGAGAGAUCCCACAAUGAUAGUGGAGGACAUCCUUCAACUCGGAAACUACCUGGAGCUGUUUGCAAAACAUUGUCCAAAAUUCUAGAGAGGCAUAAGGAACACAUUCAUAGUUACAGGAAGUAAUGGAUUUCAGUUAGUUUUAUUUAUUUUUUUAUUCAAAGGAGUGUCUAUCAAAUAUCACAUCAAGUGUGUGUUUUUGAGUUCUGUGUGAAUAAUUGUUAGAUAACAAUUUUCUCCUCUUUUUUGGGGGGUUGUUCCAGUGCAAAAAAAAAAAAAAUAAUAAUUAUUAUUAUUAACAAACUAACAACAAUGAACUUUAAAAUGUUUGUAAUUUGCAAAACUUUCUGAGAGAAGUGAUGCAUUUUCUGAUAGGAUUAUAAGUCAGUGACAAGUUAAAGUGAUGUUGAAUAUUUCUUCUUUUUAAUGAGAUUUUGGGGCAGCUGUGGUCCAGAGGUAGAGCGGUCGACCUCUGUGCGCCCAUGUGUCAAAGUGUCCUUGGGAAGGCACUGAGCCCCACAUUGCUCCUAGUGGUCAGAGGGUUGGGGCCAGUGUUCGGUACCUUUUGAAUGGAUGAAUGGGACUGUAAAGUGCUUUGGACGCAGCACGAAAUCAAAUUAUAGAUUUUUUCAAACUUUUUAGUUAUUUUAUUCAUGGUUUUAAUUAUUACAUUUUUAGCAUCUUUACAUGAAAUGAAUGUUAAAAAAAAAAACCAUUGGAAUUUGGCAUCCCCUCCAGCAGAUGGCGCCCUAGGCGGCGGCUUAGGUCACCUAUGCUCAGUAACAUAUGUGUACAUUAUUAAUUAUAAUGAAAACCCGCUCAGAGGAUCAUCUCGAUCUAUGCAGCAUCUUUGUUUGUUUACAAAGAAACUCACUAUUUGUUCUUCUACGACUAUUUCCGACAGUUCUGUGCAUGUCAAAAUGAUCUAUUCCAAUCAAACGUGUGGCGCAUGUAAACAUGUCUUAGAUUUUAAUGCAAAUAGGGCACUAAUUUUAUAAAAAUGUUAUUGAUACACUGGAGCUCACUGACGUUUCCUGUCAUUAACCUGCAUCUUUAAGAGCUAUUUUAAAAGCAAUCAUCUAAAAAAAAAAGAAUAGAUCAGUUUUCAAACUGAAUGUGAUUUCUUUUCAUGAUUUCUUUUCUAUGCAUUUGUUCAGGUGAGGUUUUAAACAGAAAACACAAACAAAAAAAGGGCUUAGAAAAACUUAAAUGAACCAAAAUACGUCAAACAACAUUUAAUUCCGGGGCUAUAAAGUGUCCUGAAGGAUCCAGAUGAUCCCUGAUUUGAUCCAGACCGAGCUUCACAACAUGAAGGACCUUAAAGCAAACACACACUUUCCGACUCGGACUAAUCCUUUUUGACCUUUAACCUCAUAAACACACAAAAGAGGACUCAUCAGGCUUCUAACCACAGACUACAGUAACACCUGCUCAAAUAAAUCUCAGCAACAACUCCUGAACUUGUAUUAUUACUCAUAAAUAAACGUAUCGUUCAUGCGGUGUAACAAUUAAACUGUGUUUUUUAGGCCCGUUGCUCGAAAAUGGACCCUGGUGCUGUUCAUGGGCACAUGCCUCCUCUACUGCGCCCGGAUGACCAUGCCGGUGUGCGCCGUUUCCAUGGCCACCAGAUUCCACUGGAGCAAAAUCGACUCUGGUCUGGUCCUGGGUGGGUUCUUCUGGGGUUACUGCUUCACGCAGAUCCUGGGAGGACACGCCAGUGACAUGGUGGGGGGAGAGAGGGUCCUGCUCCUCUCUGCUGCCUCAUGGGCCGUCAUCACAGCAGGAACUCCUCUGCUGGCUCAUCUUGGCUCUCACCAGCUUUUCCUCAUGACUCUGGCCAGAAUCCUGAUGGGAUUACUGCAGGGUGUUUUUUUCCCGUCUUUGGCCAGCCUGUGCUCCCAGCGAGUGCUAGAGGGGGAAAGAGGGUUUUUAAUGAGCACCAUGAACAGCGGCACUUAUCUCGGAACUUUGCUUGCUGGUGGGAUGGGGUCUGUGCUGCUGGAGCAGUAUGGAUGGGAGAGCAUGUUCUAUUGUUCAGGUUUGCUGUCGGGACUCUGGGCUCUCACUGUUUGGCAGUAUUUACUAAAAGGUGAAGUCACCCCGGCCCAGGUAAAAGCACAGAACCACACACAGCCAGGACUGUCAAGAAAGCGUUGGCUGAAACUUUUAAAAAAGCCUCCAAUCUGGGCGAUGGUGUUUGCCCACAUGUGCACAUGCAGCACGGCUUACACUCUCCUGUCCUGGCUGCCAACGUACUUCAGAGAAUCCUUCCCUGAUGCUCAGGCUGGGGUUUAUAACGUGGUUCCAUGGCUGACUGCCAUUCCGUCAGCGCUGAGUGGAGGAUGUGUUUCAGACCUGCUCAUCACUCGAGGUUAUGGUGUGCUGACUGUCAGGAAAAUAAUGCAGUUCUGUGCCAUGGGUGCGUCCAGCGUCUUCAUCCUGCCGCUGGCUGGAGAAGUCGAUUUCCCAUCAGCCGUCAUCUUCAUUUCUGCUUCUGUGGGGUUAUCCACAUUUAGUAGUGGUGGCGUAUCUGUGAAUGUGCAGGACCUCACACCAUCAUGUGCUGGAGCUCUUUAUGGUACAUCUAAGCUUCUUAUUUCCUCCCAUCAGUUUUUUAAGUGUAUUUGUCAAAUAUUCUGGUUUUCUCUUACAGGUUUCAUGAAUAUGAUGGGGGCCUUUAUGGGUCUGCUGCUGGUGUCCUUUUCAGGCUACCUGAUAGAGAUCACUCUGUCGUGGGCCGCAGUGUUCUCCUUCAUCAUUCUGGUGAAUGCCAUUGGUCUUUGGAUCUUCCUCAUCUUCGGAGAUGCUCAGCGUCUUGAUCAGACGGCUCACUGCCAGCUGGUUGUGGUUUGACAUAGACUGUCUUCACUCAGACUGAGGUCUUUGCUGCUCAACCACUCGAGGAUUCAGCAUCAAACCCAAGACUUCUAAAGAUUUCUCUUUCUUAACUUAUUUUUGAUUGUAUUAGAAAAGGAGAGUUGUUCAAAAAAAGUAAUGAAACUGUUUUGGAGCAUUGUGAAUAUUUCUGUAUCCAUUAAUAUGAACAGUAUAUUUAUUGGUCCUAUAAAACUGUGUCAUUACCCUUUUUCUAAAGGAAAACCACAAUUUUUAUGAAAAAAUAUGCAAGAACUUUGUAUUAUUUUGAUGUAAUGAAGGCCACAGAAAGUCAACAAGCACUUUGAGAGAUAAAACUCAAGCAAACAUUACGGAACAUUGAUGAAGUGCAUCAUCUUGGACCUCAUAUCAUAACACCCGUGCCUUACAAAUGUUCAAGUGCAAUAGAAGGAGCUCUUAUGCAUGAAGUGCAGCGUCUCCUGACUGAUCAGGAAGGUGGAUUGUGUGUUCUCAUUAAAAGCCAACACUACA